Molecule: messenger RNA, 6366 nt
Organism: Mercenaria mercenaria
Lineage: Eukaryota; Metazoa; Mollusca; Bivalvia; Venerida; Veneridae
Exons: 7
Coding region: 85-1092 (335 amino acids)
Source: RefSeq, a predicted model, not a curated record
UUAGCUAAAACCCGAUCGCGUCACUUUUGAAAAAUCAAAACUUCCGCCAAAAUCAAAACAAAGAUUUUCUAAAAUUCUGGUAAAAUGUACAACAAAACAAUUGCUGACUGGUUAACGGAGACGAAAGAUGACAUUCUCAAUCUGUCAAGAUGUCGACUUAUGGAAAUUGGAGCUACAGUUUUAUUUCUUUUCAUGAUAACGCAAGGACGAAAAACAUGGCUAAAUUUCUUGCACUUUCUGAUGUUUAUGGAGGGAAUAACGUACACGUUUUACCCCAAAACAAUGAAUAUGUUAUUGGUAAGCGGUGAUUUGGAUGAUACCCAUUUGAUACUCACUAGAUGCUUUGGUUUGCUUUAUGUAACAUGGUCAUUUGGAUACUUUCUGCUGAGCAAGUCUACAGACUCUACAACGGAGACGAGCAUCUUACUGGCCUGGUCUGUGGCUAUGCUGACCAGUCUGAUGGCGAAAGGCUACCUGCUAACACACCCAGGACCAAAGAAAGCCACUGUUAAAAUGGAAUCUGAGGAAAUGGUGACUGUAUUUUACACAACACUGUUGUUCACCGUUGGGGUAGUGUUUCAUACCCUCAAGUCUAAUGACUGGGGCGGGUUUGGCGAACAACAAUCCCACGCCAACUUCCAUCUGAGACUCCAGUUUGUCUUUCUGCUGAUAAUGGGCAUUGUUUCUUACGCUAUGCCACAGUGGACUGUUAAAAUGAUGGGUGACGUGGACAAGGUGGAUUCUAUUCAUGCUUUCUUUACUCGAGUUGAUGCUAGUUGGUUACUUGCCAUGGCCGUGAUAGCAAAUCGUGCUGCCAACUUCCUCCGUAACAACGACAAAGAUGCAGUUAUCUUCAGUCAAUGGCUGUUCUUUGUGUCAGCCUCAGUGCUCGGCUGGAUAGAUACAGCUGGCAAAUGGUCAGAGUUGCCAUGGAGUCGUAUAGCUCUACAAGCAUUCCAUGAUGCUGUCCUUAUCCUGAAUGCUACGGGUGCUCUCAACAGGGACUUCUCAGUGGUCAAGAGGGUGGUGAUACCACGGUUUAAGGUGGUACCACGUGAUGUACGCGACUUCUUUAAAUUCAAGCAACAGUAGAAACCUCCACUUAUCACAGAAUGCUCAGAGCUGUUUUGAUACCUUAAACUGCAUGCCUGAAAAUUUAUGUAAAAGGUUUAAAACUUUAGAAAAGAGGUUACAUUAAUAGUUAAAGGAAGAAGUUUUAACUCGAUUGAAUACAUUUUAUGAAGUGACAGAAAGAAAUUUUGAAAUGACUGCAUAAUUUUUAUGAAGCUUUUAUCUUUUUAAGCCAAUAAAAUAUGUAGAAAAGUGUCAAAACUGUAAAGGCUUAAAGCAUUGUUUUGAAAUUAGUUGUCAACAUUAAAAAUACGGUUCAUGAUUUUUGAUAUAUCGAUAUCAAUCAAGUUUUAACAUUCUAAUGUUCAGUCUCAGGCAUGCCCCUUUAAUUUAAAAGAAAUUGAAUGAAAUCGAGUUUUUUGUGUGUGACCUGUGAAUGUUUGCAAUUUACAUAGACGUAUAAGUAUUUUACUUUUUAGACCAGAAUUUUUAGUUGUCUUCCAAUAUAUGUAUAUAUUCAGGAAUUGAAAAAAGAUUAUGUAGAUUUUAACACAAGAUAUAUAGGUUUUUAACACAUCAUUUAUAGAUUUAAACACAAUUUGAACAGUGAAUUUAUUUUGAAAUACCUUUAAUUUUUAGCUCACCUGUCACUUUGAGGUGAGCUUUUGUGAUCGCAUGGCGUCCGUGCAUAAACUUUUGCUUGUGACCACUCUAGAGGUCACAUUUUUCAUGGGAUCUUUAUGAAAGUUGGUCAGAAUGUUCAUCUUGAUGAUAUCUAGGUCAAGUUCGAAACCGGGUCACGUGCGGUCAAAAACUAGGUCAGUAGGUCUUAAAAUAGAAAAACCUUGUGACCUCUCUAGAGGCCAUAUUUUUCAUGAGAUCUUCAUGAAAAUUGGUCAGAAUGUUCACCUUGAUCAUAUCUAGGCAAGUUCGAAACUGGGUCACGUGGGGUCAAAAACUAGGUCAGUAGGUCUAAAAAUAGAAAAACCUUGUGACCUCUCUAGAGGCCAUAUUUGUCAAUGGAUCUUCAUGAAAAUUGGUCAGAAUGUUCACCUUGAUGAUAUCUAGGUCAAGUUUGAAACUGGGUCACGUGGGGUCAAAAACUAGGUCAGUAGGUCUGAAGACUUUGUGACCUCUUUGGAGGCCAUAUUUUUCAUGGGAUCUUUAUAAAAAUUAGUCAGAAUGUUCACCUUGAUGAUAUCUAGGUCAAAUUCGAAACUGGGUCAUGUGUGUCAAUAACUAGGUCAGUAGAUCUAAAAAUAGAAAAACCUUGUGACCUCUCUAGAGGCCAUAUUUUUCAAGAGAUCUUCAUGAAAAUUGAUCAGAAUGUUCAUCUUGAUGAUAUCUAGGUCAAGUUCGAAACUGGGUCACGUGCAAUCAAAAACUAGGUCAGUAGGUCUAAAAACAGAAAAGCCUUGUGACCUCUCUAGAGGCCAUAUUUCUCAGUGGAUCUUCAUGAAAAUUGGUGAGAGUGUUCACCUUGAUGAUGUCUAUGUCAGGUUCUAACCUGGGUCAUGUGCGGUCAAAAACUAGGUCAGUAGGUCGAAAAAUAGAAAAACCUUUUGACCGCUCUAGAGGCAAUAUUAUUCAUGAGAUCUUCAUGAAAAUUGGUGAGAAUGUUCACCUUGAUGAUAUCUAGGUCUACUUCAAAAGUGGGUCAUGUGCCUUCAAAAACUAGGUCAUUAGGUCAAAUAAUAGAAAAACCUUGUGACCUUUCUAGAGGUCAUAUUUUUCAAUGGAUCUUCAUGAAAAUUGGUCAGAUUUUUUUAUCUUGAUAAUAUCUAGGUCACAUGUGCUCAAAAACUAGGUCACUUUGUCAAAUAAUAGAAAUAACGACGUCAUACUCAGUUCAACACUGGGUCAUGUGGGGAUAGGUGAGCGAUUCAGGACCAUCAUGGUCCUCUUGUUUAAUUAUCAUGAUUUUGUUUUUCACUAUAACUGGUAUUAGCAUCAUCUACACCAAAAUGGCAGCUGUUUUAGUUAACAGGUUUUUAUUCUACGCAUUUUUACAUUGUUGAAGAAUGAAUGUGAUAGCACAGUAAGAUAGGAAUAGCACAUGCCAAAAUCAUUCUAGUGGUCUGGACCAGUAUGUAAAAUGAAUUACUUAUUUUUAUAAAAUUGAAUUUUUGUCAUUUUGAUUAAAACAGCAAUUUUGCGGAGGUAUAAAUGCGUGCAUUUCAUGUGUUAAAGAUGAAGUCAAUGGGAAUUUUAUAUGUUUGUGGGGAUUAGAUUUCAUGGAUUGAUGCAACCUUGAAUAAAUCUGUUUGAAUGAUUGUUUUACCUUUAAAGGGAAAAGAAAAUUGUUCUAAUUGUUACUUCUUUCUGCUAGGUACUUUUGUGUCAUGAAUUAAAAGGCAGUGAGGUUUGUUUUUUUUUUUUUAAUUUGACUGAAAUGAGAAAGUUAUGAACAUUUAUGGCAAUAUAAAACAAAAUGGCAGAUUCAAUUGAUUUUAAGAGACUGUUUGAGCUGUACUUUUAAUAAGGUAAAGUAGUAUCAGCUUCUUCCAGUUAGAAAGAAAAAAAAAAUAUUUUGUAAUCUUUCUUAAUUUCACAAAAUAGGCCAUAUUGAAGAAAUUUGGUAUGUCCAACUCCUCGUACACAUUUUGAAAGAAUGGAUUCAAAGUUGCUCACAUGCACAACUUUAUCUGAAUACAAUUUGCUUCAAACUUUUAUUCGAACAUCCUUCAUGUGAAGGUAUGUGCUAAAAACUUUGAUAUUUAAAGGAUGGCACAGUAUGUGGGGGCAUUCAUGUCCAAUGGACACUAUUCUAGUUAUCAUCUGCACUAGUUCUUUGAACAGCAUCAUUAAAACUGCUUCAUGAAAAUGGAGAUAUCAUCAUCAUCAUCAUCAUCAUUGCCAAUUCAUACAUCUUAAACAUCCUUAUCAUCAAUGCUUCAUCAUCAUUACUUAAAGCAUCAUUGUCAUCAUCAUAUUGAACAUUGUCAUCAUCAUUACUUAAAGCAUCAUUGUCAUCAUCAUAUUGAACAUUGUCAUCAUCAUUACUUAAAGCAUCAUUGUCAUCAUCUUUACUUUUAACAUCAUCAUCAUUACUUACAGCAUCACCAAAUUGAACAUCAUCAUUGCUUUGAACAUAAUCAUCAUUACUUUGGACAUCUUCAUUAUCAUUUUUCAUUGAACAUUGUUAUCAUCAUCUCUACAUUGUAUAUCAUCAUAGGCAUCAUCAUCUCCUCUUCAUUGAACAAUGUUAGAUUCAUCAUCAGCAUAAUGUACAUCAUCAUCAUUAUUCGCCACAAAAACAAUCUGCCAUCAACACACAGCUAUCAUUAUUUUCAUCAUCACUACAUUCAUAACAAACAUCAUCUCCAAAUCCAUUGUUUGUCAUCUUUAUUCAUCACUUUGAUCAUUAUCAUUUAUCACCAUUAUUCAUCUUCAUUAUUGAGCACAUUUUGAUCACAUUAUCAUUGCAACAUUAAUAUUGCCAUCGUCAUUGCUGUUUGUUCAUUGUUGAUAUUUUUCCAUCAUUGUCAUCAUCAUUUUCCACACCUCUACUGGUAUUUAUAUCAUUGUCAGAACCCAAGGCCAUUUGUUGCUGACUUUAAAUUCAUCCACCAUUGUUAAUACAUUUUACCAUCAGCAGCAUCAUUUUCAGUAGCAUUCUCAUUGUCAUCAUCAUUUCCAUCAGCAGCAUCAUUUUCAUCAGCAUUAACUUCAUCAGCAUCAUCAUUUCCAUCAGCAUUAUCUUCAUCAGCAUCUUCAUUGUCAUCAGCAUCAUCAUUUACUUCAGCAUCAUUUUCAUCAACAUUAGCUUAAAUUAGCAACAACAAAAACGGAGUAUGGUACAGUAGUUUUUAUCUGACAUUUAAGUGUAUGACACAGAAGUUUGAAGACCAGUCACUUCUGCACAAUGUUUUAACCAGUAGUGAAAAAUAAGUACUGUAAAAUUACAUAUUUUUGUUUGACCAAAUUUCACAGAAUUUAAAAAGAAUCUCAUAACCACUUUGUGGAAUAUUUGCAUGAACUGUCAAGUUUUUCUUAAAAAAGUGAUUAAAGUAUGACUUUUGGUGAUGGCAGUAUUUUGCAAAAUAAUCAAAAAUGUAAUUAGCAAAAAUUAAUCCAUCGUUUAUAUUCCUGAUUUACGGUAGCUUUUUUUUUGUAAAUAAAUGUGUCUCAUAGUGCUUCAGUGUGGUUCAGAACAUUGUAAAAGUGGGAUUAUGUUUUGUAAAUGAGUGUGAGACUUUAGUUAUCUAGAUUUGCAGUUUUAUUAUUGUAAAGUGUGAAUGUUUUUAACCAGUAAACCAUUUACAUCCUGAGUAAUUUGACCUAGUUCUAAUGUAUUGUAAUUAAGGUCAUGGUCAACAUAAUACGAUUUGUACAGUUUAUACACAUGUAAAGGUAUUAAUACUUUUUGUAUAUUUUAACAUCCUUAGUAAUUUGACCUAAUUUUAAUGUAUUAUAAUCAUUACUUUGAAUGUAGUAGAGGUCAUGGUCAGCGUACAAUACAACAAUUUGUACAGUUUAUACACUUGUAAAGGUAUUAAUACUUUUGUAUAACUUGAUAUGUAAAGGUAUUUUUUUAAUUCACAUUUUUCCACCGGGCAGUUUUGUCAGUUUCUGUUUAAAUAGUGGAUGGUAGUUGUGAAAUAUCCAACAUCAUCUUUGUAGACACAGAAUGGUGUUUUGAAUUCUUAAAAUGAGCCGUGCCAUGGGAAAACCAACAUAGUGGGUUUGCGACCAGCAUGGAUCCAGACCAGCCUGUGCAUCCGCUGUUCACUAACAGUUUCUCUAAUUGCAAUAGGCUUUGAAAGCGAACAGCACGGCUCAAAUAUGUAUAUUAUUUGAAAUUACAAUUAACCCUUACCAUGCUGGACACAAUUGAUUCUGCCUUUUCAACCAGUGUAGAUCAUGGUCUGCACUGUUCGCUAAUCAGUCAGUAUCCUUUUGGUAUGCAUCCCUUUUGACAGUUAAUGGUAAUGUCCAAAUUGAAAGAUGGACAAGUUCAGUGUAGAAAUUUAGCUGGGUAAGAGUUAAUAAUACCCUUUUGGUUGAUUAUUUUACAUUGUUAUACUUCUGUCAUUUUGAUCCCAACUUUCAGUUUGGCUCCAUUAUUGUCCGCUCCAUAUAAAGUCUAAAUAUCAUUUAAUAAAGCAACGUGUUCUUAUAAAACAUGGUAAAACAAAUAGCUCUGCUUACCAUUUACCGAAUCUACAUUUCUUUGUGUCUGUGUGAAAUACUUGUCUCCAGUAGAUCUUUGACGGUUUUGUAGAAACAAAAAUUAUGUUUAAAGCAUCUAUUUACUCGCAUGUUUUUUGUACAAGAAAAUAUACCAUCUCUUGA